Messenger RNA from Alosa sapidissima (American shad), 1355 nucleotides. It is a transcript of the gene rnf32, whose product is annotated as ring finger protein 32. Gene Ontology annotation, molecular function: protein binding. Lineage: Eukaryota; Metazoa; Chordata; Actinopteri; Clupeiformes; Clupeidae. The coding region runs from base 118 to 1206 and encodes 362 amino acids. The record is from RefSeq and is a predicted model, not a curated record. The transcript is spliced from 8 exons.
ACGAAUAUGAAAAUACUAAGCUACUACACACAGUCUAAGUUAUCUUAGCGAACUCGUGUUUAUUCUAAUAGUUCACACUCGGUUGUCUUGGUUGUAAACUGAAACUGUUUUCUGUCCAUGUCUUUAAACAUGUGUUGCAACUCCAAGUCAGAAAAUGGAAAAAUGGCCAUCACAGCUGUCGCUCUUCAAGACCACAUAUCAAGAUCCUUGCUCCGCAGGCUGUCACUGAGUGACCCAGUGAGAGACAGACUGCGAGUGAAAGGCCCAGGCCAGAGACCCUGUCAGAGAAACAGGCACGAGAACAGCAAACCACAACACUCAUUGUCACAGAGGUCACUGGAUGGGAGGGAGUACGUGUUGGACCCAGCACCACCACCUCUAACGCUGGCCCAGAAGCUGGGUCUGGUGGAGACUCCUCGGAGGAGGCUGUCAGAGGCGGAGUGGGAGCAGGUGAAGUCCCGCUCCGUCCAGGAGGGGGACAACACACAGCCCUGUGUCAUCUGCAAGGAAGAGUUCUGCCUGCAGCCACAGGUGCUGCUGUCUUGUACUCAUGUAUUUCACAAGGCCUGUCUUAAAGCUUUCGAACGCUACUCAGGCAAGAAAUGCUGUCCGAUGUGCAGGAGGGAGCAGUAUGAGACACGGGUGAUCCACGAGGGAGCCCGCAUCUACAGGGAGAAGUGUGUCAUCAGAAUACAGGCAUGGUGGAGGGGCUGUGUAGCUCGGAGAUGGUAUCGAAACGUCCGGCGAUCUGUCCCACCAAAAGACAAGCGGCUGAGACAGAGGUUCUUUGAGACCAAGCUCCAGGAGAUGAGUGACAGUCUGGUGCAGGCCUGCCACACGGACACAGAGGCCUUCCUGAUCGACAUCGAGCAUUCAGUGGCCCAGAGCCGCCUUAUCUUCAGGCAGCUGGAGACAAAGUGCGCUCCCGGUGCCCAGGCCCUGGACUGGGAGCUGGUCAAGGAGCAGGCUGUCCAGAGAGAGAUGCAGGACUGUCCCAUCUGCCUGACCCCACUGUGUCCCCCCUGCUCUGGGCCUGACGGGCACAGGCCUGGCCCCAGGCGGGGCAGGGUAACCCGGCAUGUGCUCCUCCUGUCCUGCUCACACCUCUUCCACCAGCCCUGCCUGGAGGCCUUCGAGCUCUUCUGCCCCGAGACGCGUCCCACAUGCCCCCUCUGCAGGGCCGCCUACAGCAAGCGGGUCCUGUGAGUGGCCAGCCACGCCAGUCCGGUGCCUGGCCGCCACACUGCCCAGUGUCUUCUGCUGUCAAUUUCAUUUAGGUUUGUUGCAUAUUUACCAGCAGUUUGCUGCAUUGCAUUCCUGUGCUGCCUUUGGUAAAGAGAAAUGUGUUCUUUGUA